AUGGCUGAAACCCAACGUCGCAUUGGUCCUUUAAGGAAAAGUGUCCAUCCGCAAGAGGUCCAGCCUUCGUUCAACCCGGCUCCUGACCUCAAACACGAGACAAUUGAGCUGGAUGGGGGAAAGGUGAUCUUGGAGAAGGACGUGGCCAUAGCGAUGAGAGACGGUGUCAAGAUCUAUGCCGACAUUUACCGUCCUGCAGCCGAUAUAGCAGAGCGAACUCCGUCUUCGGUCUUCUCGUCGCCAUUUGGGAAACACGGAGCCGUCCCGAGAGCACUGUUCAAAAACAUGGGUGUCGACUUCGAGAAGUUGAGCCCAUAUACGUUCUUUGAGCUACCCGAUCCGUUCCUUUGGUGCAAAGCAACCUUUUUCUCGCCGCAAGAAGUUCGCGAUGGGUAUGAUGUCGUCGAGUGGGCGGCUCAACAGCCAUGGUCCACUGGUGAUAUUGGCUGGGGCGCAGUUUCCUAUUAUGCAAUGUCUACCUACCAAACGGCCGUGUUGAAGCCUCCACGUCUCAAGGCCCUUCUAAUAUGGGAGGGGAUGUCUGACAUCUACCGCGAGGUGAAUAAAGUGGGAGGCAUCCCUUCUGUUCCUUUCCAGAACCUGUGGAUGAAUUUGACCGGACAGGGCCUGAGUAUGAGUGAAGAUCAUGCCACUGCCUCGCUUGAACAUCCUCUCUUCGACGAGUUCUGGCAAAGCAAAGUAGUCGACUGGACCAAAAUUGACAUUCCGACGCUGUCAGUUACCGGGUGGUCGUCUUUGGCGGUUCAUCUACGCGGCACAAUUGAGGCUUGGAAGGCUCUCUCGACGAAGGACAAGUGGCUGAUGGUUCACGCCGGCAGAGAGUGGAGCGAGUACUACAAGGACUCGGGCAUCGAAAAACAGAAAGAGUUCUGGGACCAUUUUUUGAAGGGCAAGGAAAACUCGGUGCGCGCCUGGCCUACCGUGAAGCUUGAUGCUCGCACUUCUGCCGACGUUUAUGUUCGAAGAGACUGGCGGAACUUCCCGCCUCCCGCCAAACUGUCCAACUUCUACCUGGCAAGCGACGGAAAGCUAGUGACGAAACCCGGCCGUGAACAGGCGGAAUACUGUACUUUCAAGGCGCACCAUGCCGAUUCGACGCUCACAUUCGAUUAUACCUUUGACAAGGAGACCGAAAUAACAGGACAUGCAUCCUUGACACUGCAUGUCCAGUGCCUGGAAUUUCCAGACACGGACCUCUUUGUCGCGCUUCAGAAGCUCGACACCGAGGGCAAAGAAGUCAAGUUCUGGAAUUCCAGCCAAUUCAUCGAGGCACCAGCGUCGCUGGGCUGGCUGCGUCUUUCACACCGAGAACUGGACAAGGAGCGCAGCACUCCCGAGCGAGCCUAG
This is a messenger RNA of Exophiala xenobiotica, 1368 nucleotides long. RefSeq lists its product as uncharacterized. The transcript is spliced from 5 exons. The coding region runs from base 1 to 1368 and encodes 455 amino acids. The record is from RefSeq and is a predicted model, not a curated record. Lineage: Eukaryota; Fungi; Ascomycota; Eurotiomycetes; Chaetothyriales; Herpotrichiellaceae. Gene Ontology annotation, molecular function: dipeptidyl-peptidase activity.